GCUGCCUUGAACUCUUCCUCAAGGGUCUCCUGCAGCCCAUCACUCUCCCUUCCCGUCCCCUGCUUCUCUCCGUCUGAACUUCCGAACAUAGAGAUAGACCGUCCCACUCGAGGUCAUGGCUGAGGCUGGCGGGAAUAUCAAGGUCGUCGUGCGAUGUCGGCCUCUCAACUCGCGCGAGAUCGCUCGCGGCGCGAAACUCCUCGUACGCAUGGAGGGCAACCAGACCAUCCUCGACCCGCCCGAAGCCGGCAGCGCGGGUGCGCAGGCAUCGUCUGGCCGUUCCGCGGAGAAGAAGUCAAUGAACUUCGCGUUCGACAAGAGUUACUGGUCUGCGUGCUCGCGGGACGAACCGAACUACUGCUCUCAACAAACACUAUACGAUGAUCUCGGAAAGGAGUUGCUGGACCACAGUUUCUCGGGGUUUAAUGCGUGUAUCAUGGCUUAUGGUCAGACUGGUUCCGGAAAGUCGUAUAGUAUGAUGGGAUAUGGCGCCGACAAGGGUAUCAUCCCCCUUACUUGUUCGGAGUUGUUCACGCGAGUAGAGGCGAAGAAGGCGGCAGAUCCUAAUUUCAUGUUCACGGUGGAAGUAUCGUACAUCGAGAUCUACAACGAGAAGGUCCGCGACUUGUUGAACCCGAAGAACACGGGGAACCUGAGGGUCCGAGAACAUCCAAGUCUUGGUCCUUACGUCGAGGAUCUGUCCAAGCUGGUUGUGAGCAGCUAUGACGAGAUGAUGACCCUCAUGGACGAAGGUAACAAGGCGCGAACGGUCGCCGCCACAAACAUGAACGAGACGUCAUCUCGGUCGCACGCCGUGUUCACGGUUAUCCUGACCAUGAAGCGACAUGAUGUCGACAGCAACCUGGACACCGAGAAGGUCUCCCGUAUCAACUUGGUCGACUUGGCCGGUUCCGAGCGAGCAAACUCGACAGGAGCUACAGGAGCGCGUCUUAAGGAAGGUGCCAACAUCAACAAGUCACUCACGACUCUCGGAAAAGUCAUUGCAGCCCUUGCCGUCGCGAGUUCGAAUGACGGCAAGAAGGGCAAGAAGGGCAAGGGGGACGACUUCGUCCCGUACCGAGACUCCGUCUUGACAUGGCUGCUGAAGGACAGUUUGGGAGGAAACUCCAAGACUGCGAUGAUUGCCGCCAUCUCUCCUGCAGACGUGAACUACGAGGAGACUCUGAGUACGCUGCGUUAUGCCGACCAGGCCAAGAAGAUUAAGAACAAGGCCGUCGUUAACGAGGACCCCAACGCCAAACUCGUCCGAGAGCUCAAGGAGGAGCUAGAGAUGCUCAGAGCGCGCGUGACCGGAUCGACCAGCGAGGCUGUAUAUGACCCGAAGAUCCCGGCGGCGCAGCAGAAGGUCACGUACCAGGCGAAGGACGGCACGUUGAAGACGGUAACGAAGGCCGAGCUGCAGGAGCAACUGGAGACGAGCGAGAAGCUCAUGGAGAGUCUGAAUGAGACGUGGGAGGAGAAGAUGCAGCGGACUCAGGAAGUGCAGAAGGAAAGAGAGAAGGCGCUCGAAGAGCUGGGCAUCACAAUCGACAAGAAUAAUGUUGGCGUGCAUACGCCGAAGAGGAUGCCUCACCUUGUCAACUUGAACGAAGACCCGCUCAUGAGCGAAUGUCUGAUUUAUCAGCUCAAGUCCGGAAAGACGAUGAUCGGCCGGCUCAACAGCCAAAUGCCUGCCUCAAUUCGUCUCAGUGGCGAGAGUAUCGGGGAGCAACAUUGCUACUUCGAGAACAUAGACGGCAAGGUAACCCUGCAUGCAAUGCCUGAUGCCGUCACGUUCUUGAACGGCCGGCAAAUUACUCCAGGGCAGACCUACAAACUUCGCAGCGGUUUCCGCAUUAUUCUCGGGGAACACCAUGUAUUCCGCUUCAAUAACCCUGAGGAAGUCCGGAAACAGCGGGACCGCGCCCUGGCGAAGUCCAAUCUGUCCAUCAGCAUAUCUGCUGCAGAACUACAGCAGCAAGCGAACGCCGAGGCUGAGAAGAGCACCAGGCCUCACUCUCCUGCCUCGUCCAUUGAUGUCGCUGAUGUUGACUGGACGUUUGCUAAGCGGGAGGCUGCCUUCGCUCGAUUAGGCUUGGACCCUACUCUGGACAACCUGCCGGACGAGGACUUGAACAAGCUCUUCGAGAAGAUCACGAAGGUGAAGACCAUGCGAGACCAUAAUGCCCGACCGCGGCCGGAGAGCAGUCUCAGUCAAGCAGACGAUAUCUGGAGCGAGAACGGGCGACCAUCUGCUAGCGAGGUCUUCACGGACGACACGAGUGUCGACGCCAUGACAAGCCACGACAGCCCGGACGUCGGUGCGCUGAAGGACGUGCAGAACCAACUCGAUACGCAGCGCGUUGAGUUUGAGGCCCGGUUGCAGUCGAUCGCGGAGUCGAACGAGGCCGAGGACUUGAAGGCCGAGAAGGAGCAGAUGGAGCACCAGCUAAAGUUGGUGCAGAACCAUAUGAAGCGCCUUUUGGAUGCUCGGGCGAGAGGAGAGCACGACGCUGAGCUGGAGGCGUUCGAGCCUGUCAUCUACACAGCGAAGCAGCUGCGGCUUAUCCGUAGGGUUCUUGACAAGUGGAGAACUCACCGGUCCUUCUCUAUGGCGGAGGUCGUGCUGUCUAACGCCGUCUUCGUCAAGGAGGCAAAUGUCAUCAGCAAGGAACUCGGCAAAGACGUUUCAUACAACUUCACCGUCGCGUCUGGUGGUUCGCUUGCAGCGCCGGCGUCUGCUAUCGACACAAUCGCGGGUCUGGAUCAGUUUGGCGACGUCGUUGAUCCUGUUCUGGCAUCUGCGACACAACCCUCCGUCGCUAUCAAGGUUGUUGACAAGCGCAACAAUGCUAUCUAUGCCUGGUCGUUAGAUCGCCUGCAGCAGCAACUCCAGCGCAUGCGCAAUCUCACCACCUUCAUUGACCGCCCAUCCUACUCCCAACAUUUCUCGUCCGAAGAGCCCUUCUACGACAACCCCCCUCCCGAAUACACAUUCAUCGGCAAUGCAUUACUGUCCUUGGCACCCCUCUCACGACGACUGUCAUCCAACUCUACCGUUCCGAUCUUCGACCGCUACACGGCUGAAGCAAUCGGUUCAUGUCGUAUCGACUUGAAGAUUGCCAACGUUGUGCUCAACCCGAAACACGCGCACACUUCCUCCAAUUCUACCCGCGCAUCCUCUCCUGUCCCUGGAACCGUCCCUCCAGGGAGCAAGCUCAGCUUCGUCCUCAGCAUAGACAACGUCAAGGGCCUAUCGCAUCAUGACUUCCACUCCGUCCACCUACAAGUCCGGCUAUCAUCGUUCCUUGGCCCAGCAACGAUGUCAGAGGAAGUCUACCCUUCAUCUGCUGUAGACCUGGAGAAGUCAACGCUCUCGGAUCUCAAAUUCCGCCGCAGCUUCUCAAUCGUCGCGUCGUCGAGGGUCCUAACAUACCUCCGUCAGGGAUAUGCGCCGAUUGAGUUCUUCGCGAGACUAAAGCCAACCUAUCUGGAGCGCAUGGAACGUUGGGACGAAAUGCGAGAACAGCGCGUCGUCCCCAACACUAGAUCCAGCUCUCCAGAGAGCAAGACACCAAGUCUGCCCCUCAUGCGUAGGUCGGAGACUGACUUCGUCGUGGAGCAGACCCACGACGUAAUAGCUUGGGUGCAGAUCAGCGAACUCGCGCCAGAUGGUUCUUAUACCCCUGUCUCUGUCAUGUCACACGGAAACCUGGACCCGGGAGCGUUCCAGCUGCACCAGGGUCUACAACGCCGCAUCAUCUUGCAGCUUUUCUCGAAUUCGGGACGACAGCUGCCUUGGACAGAAGCGACGCGCGUGAAGUUGGGUAACAUCCGGUUACUCGACACGAAGGGCCGCCUGCACGAAGGAAACUCCAAAGCCAUGAUCACAUUGCCUCUCUUGCAGCAGCAACACGUCGAGUUCAGACCUGAUGGUUCAGGUAUCCUCUCCGCGGAGGCGCUCUGGGACUCGAGUGUGCACGAUUCUAUCCUCCUCAACCGCGUCACAGCACCCGGCCAGCGCAUUCUUCUCCAGCUGCAGUUCUCAGUCAACGUCGAGAUCUGCGCAGACCCCGUGCAGUUCACCAUGGACACGGCUGUGGCAAUACAGACACGAGAUGCACGGCCGCCGUCUCGCAUUUUCAGCCUGCUCGGCUCGACGAAGAUCAUCCCGAAAACAAGCACGGUCUUCACUGUCAAACUGUCUCCGCCGCUGACGAGGUCGCCCAAGGACCUCUGGCGGUUAGACACUGCGGAGAAGUAUGUGCGCGGCGAGGAGUCUCUGGGUGUGUGGCGACCACGUGGGGUCUCCGUGGUGGAGGACUACAACCGACUGGUGUCCAUGGAACGGCGCGCAGCGGACGUUCAGGCCGUCCGCGUUAUCCUCACCUCGUACCCAGCAAGUCGCGUCACCCAAGCCGAUGCCGCAGUAUGGGGCUCUGAGGCACUUCUGCAGAAGGCACUCGCACUGUGGCAGAAGCGCUUCGGGCACCCAGGCGAGAUCGUGAUCAGCCAGGACCCGAUAGAUCCAGAGGAGUCUAGCGUGAAGUCGGGCAAGAGCUCCGCCGGCAUGCAGCCCGCGGACUCGGUGAAGCUGAUCUCGUCGACAAAGGUCGUCCCGCGAAAUGAUGGCCCGACGAAGAAGGGCCAUAUGAUGAUCAUGAUCGACGCGAACGAGAACGUCUGGGAACGCAGGUGGUUUGUAUUGCGAAGGCCGUAUCUCCACGUCUACGCACACUCGAAUGAAACUGAGGAAGUCAAUGUCAUCCAUCUGGACGGGGUGAACAUUGAAGUCAAUCCGGAGAUGGAGGCUCUUCUCGGGAAGAAGUUUACCUUCACACUCUUUACGUCCUCGAACUCGUACGCGCUCUCCGCGUCGAGCCUCAAGGAGCUCCAGGCAUGGACAUCCAAGCUGGACCCUACACGUCUCCCGUCAUGACCGCCACGCACCUUACGAAUCUCCCUUUCGCUUUCGCUUUGC
Molecule: messenger RNA, 4981 nt
Organism: Rhodofomes roseus
Lineage: Eukaryota; Fungi; Basidiomycota; Agaricomycetes; Polyporales; Fomitopsidaceae
Exons: 23
Coding region: 116-4939 (1607 amino acids)
Biological process (GO): microtubule-based movement; cytoskeleton-dependent intracellular transport
Cellular component (GO): kinesin complex; microtubule
Molecular function (GO): microtubule binding; ATP binding; ATP hydrolysis activity
Source: RefSeq, a predicted model, not a curated record